AUGUCGGUUACAAAACUUCAAUUCCAACCCUUCUACUUUCCUCAUCUUUUCUAUUUCGUUGGCGGUUAUGAAAUUCAAUUCAUGGUUUCAGAAUGGUUUCUCAAUUGUUUUCCUAAAUCCUCCUUCCUUUAUUGUUUGGGGUUUUCCAACUUCCAAUCUUCUCCAUGUUCAUCGGCGAUUUCAGAUGACAAGGAUGUCACGUGUUAUUGUACCCUCGAGUUCGAUGGUGUAUCCAUUGGAAAUCCUGGAAAAUCUGGUGCAGGAGCUGUACUGCGUUCUGGGAAUGAGGUCCAACACUUCAGUAGAGGACUGGACACUCAAACAAAUAAUUCUACUGAGUAUUAA
Vicia faba (fava bean) is the source of this 345-nucleotide messenger RNA. The record is from the annotation of a GenBank genome assembly. Lineage: Eukaryota; Viridiplantae; Streptophyta; Magnoliopsida; Fabales; Fabaceae.